AUGUCAGAUCCGCUAAUACAAGAGGGUGAAGAGGAAGAUUUUGUAUCACCUUUUGCUAGAACUGAAAAUUUACCAAAAACAACAGCACCAACCUCAACAUUAUCAUAUCCAACAUCUGAUGAAACAUCUGAAAAAAAACAAGAGGAGCAUCAACAAGAGGAAAAUCAAACAACAACAGUAACUAAUACAGAGGAACCAAAGAAAAAGAAACCAUCACAACCACAAAAAGAAAUACAGCAAAAUACAGAACAACAAGAACAAGAACAAGAACAACAUCAACAACAACAACAACAACAACAGCAACCACCAGUAGCAAGUAGAAAGCCAACAUGGGUACCUGAUAACCAUUCAAAUAAAUGUGAGAUGUGUAGUGUACCAUUCACAUUCCUUAAUAGAAGACAUCAUUGUAGACGUUGUGGACAUUUGUUUUGUGGUUCAUGUUGUUCAUUAAAUACAUCUUUGCCACAAGAGUUUGGAUAUACAACAAGAGUUAAAGUAUGCUCUAAAUGUUUUACAACUACAAUUAAUGAAAGAGCAUUAGAAGAAACUACACAUACAAUUAAUAUUGGUGGGGUAAGUAAAGAAACAAAAGUUGUAUCAGGUGUACAUAAAGUAUUACUUUGGAAAAUGGGCGCACACGAGGAUGGCGAUUUUAAUAGAGACAUUAUCGAUUCCAUUGAAAAUGCACCAUCAACACCAAUUCCAGUUUCACGUGUUCAAGAUUUAUAUUUAGAUCCAUCAGUUUUAGAUGUAGAAGGUUGCACAGGUUUCAGAGUUAGAGUUUAUAACCCAGCCCUUGACCCAGGUGAAAAACCUUCAAUUUAUCCAAUUUUAAUGUGGUUCCAUUCUGGCGGUUUUGUUUCAAAAUCAAUUGAAACCCCAUCUAUUGAUGGUUUAUGUAGAUUAUUAUCAAAUCAAGCUAAAUGUGUAGUUAUUUCAGUUGAUUAUAGAUUAGCACCAGAACAUAUGUUCCCAGCAGCAGCUUUAGAUUGUUUUGCAGCAACAUGUUGGGCAGUAAAAAAAGCAUCCACCUUUGAUGGUGAUCCUACAAGAGUAGCAGUUGCAGGUGAUAGUUGUGGUGGUAAUUUAGCAGCAGCAGUAGCAUUGAUGGCAAGAGAUAAAGAAACCCCAAGACUCUGCGGCCAAGUUUUAAUUUGUCCAAUUUUAGAUUUAAAGAGAAAUGAAGAUAAAUAUUAUACUCGUGUGGUCCAUAAUGACGGUUAUUUAAUGCCAAUGAGUUACUUUAGAUGGUUCUCUUCAAAAUACUGUAAGGAAACUGAUGUUGACAACCCAUAUGCAAGUCCAAUUCGUGCAGCAACUACAACCAAAGCAUUAUGUGGUCUUCCUGUAUCCCAUGUUAUUACCGCUGGUCAUGACCCAUUCAUGGAUGAAGGCGAACUUUAUAUUAAAAAAUUAAGACAAUCCAAUGUCAAGGUUUACCAUACUCGUUAUACAAACAGUACCAAUGCAUUCUUUGGUAUUGGUCUUGAUGAAUCAAAUGAAGCUGUAAUGGAAGUUUCAAUUAUAUUAAAAUAUAUGUUUGGUGUAAAAAGAAAUUAA
This is a messenger RNA of Dictyostelium purpureum, 1560 nucleotides long. RefSeq lists its product as uncharacterized. The record is from RefSeq and is a predicted model, not a curated record. NCBI's taxonomy places the organism in Eukaryota, Evosea, Eumycetozoa, Dictyosteliales, Dictyosteliaceae. The transcript has 3 exons. Gene Ontology annotation, molecular function: hydrolase activity; metal ion binding. The coding region runs from base 1 to 1560 and encodes 519 amino acids.